Messenger RNA from Peronospora belbahrii, 264 nucleotides. NCBI's taxonomy places the organism in Eukaryota, Oomycota, Peronosporomycetes, Peronosporales, Peronosporaceae. The record is from the annotation of a GenBank genome assembly.
AUGUCAGCAGGAGUCAAGAGUUUUAAGAACGCCUUCCAAGUACUGACCCCUGUGCGAAAUUAUGGCGUAGGUAUGCGAGUUACGCGUGGCAUUUGGUCAAAGUACGUAGAGCCAUCGUACUGGGAGGUAGUGCGCAUUCGUCCGUCCCCUGACCUCAAGCACGGCAAAGUGUUUGGCAGAUUCACCUUUCGGGGUAAGACGGAUCCUAAAGUAAAGCGCAUUAAUGGUGUGCUAAAGAAAGAUUGGAGCCUUGUUGAGGCGUAA